UUGUUCUUCCUAUCUGUCGAUUCGAAUUUCCCAGUUGAUAUUUUUACCAAGUUCAUAAUUUCUGGUAGAUUUGUAGUCAAGUCAAGUAGCGAAGUCAGCAACCGCAAUCAUGGUCAACAACUACCUCUUCAUCAUUCCUAUCGUCGUUGCAAUUAUUGCUGUCGCUUUUGGCAUUGCAUAUCAAACUGGAGCUCUCAAUCCGAUCUUUGAGAAGAUUGGAGUGUAUUAUUUCAAGGCUGAAGCAAAGGCUGAGGAGAAGAAGAUGGAGGCUCAGGGUUUGAAGGAGGGUGAGGAUUUCUUAAAGGGGGAGAUCAGUGGCAACCAAAAGGCCAACAUGCUCAAUGAGAAUCUGGGGGAUAUGGGGAACAUCAGGAAAGGGUUGCUAUAAACGUGUUACAGGGACAAGUAUGAUGGGGCCAGGAGAUGGGAAUUUGUAUCAGAUGAAACUCCGAGUUUAGGGGGGACGAACGACAUAUCGGCAGUUCAAACUCAGCCGAGCGACACGGAAAGCUGCAAUGAUGAGACCAGGAAACAGUUUCGUGUAUUAUUGGACUUCUUAUGUUUGUACGAGUACAUAGAAACUAUGGGAUUCAAGGGCUGCAGAAAACGAACUGGGAACGCAAGGGAAACAAAAAGGAGUUCUGAACGAUGUCACUUAACCUGAAUACGGAUUUUGUCGCGAA
Molecule: messenger RNA, 683 nt
Organism: Hyaloscypha bicolor E
Lineage: Eukaryota; Fungi; Ascomycota; Leotiomycetes; Helotiales; Hyaloscyphaceae
Exons: 2
Coding region: 110-388 (92 amino acids)
Source: RefSeq, a predicted model, not a curated record